AUGAAUUCUAUCACCUAUGAUGAUGUGAAUGUGUACUUCACUUGGGAAGAGUGGGCUUUGCUGGAUCCUUCCCAGAAGAAUCUUUACAAAGAUGUGAUGAUAGAGACCUACAAGCACCUUACAGCCAUAGGCUACAAUUGGGAAGACCAUAAUAUUGAAGGACAGUGUCAAAGUUCGAGAAGAUAUGGAAGGAAUGAAAGAACACAUAUUUAUGAGAAGCACUAUGAAUGUAAGCAGUAUGGUAAAGCCUUGUCCCAACCCAGUGGUAUCCUAAUGCACAAAAGAACACAUACUGGAGAAAAACCCUAUGAAUGUAAUCAGUGUGGUAAAGCCUUUUCACAGCACGGAAAUCUCGAAAGGCAUAAAAGAACACAUACUGGAGAGCAGCCCUUUAAAUAUCAUCAGUGUGGGAAAGCCUUUUCACAAUUGAUUAAUCUCCACAUUCAUAAAAGAACACAUACUGGAGAAAAACCCUACGAAUGUAGUCAAUGUGGUAAAGCCUUUUCAAACCUCGGUACACUACAAGUGCAUAAAAGAACACAUACUGGAGAGAAACCCUAUGAAUGUAUUCAAUGCGGCAAAGCCUUUUCUCAACAGGGAAAUCUCCAAAUGCAUAAAAGAACACAUACUGGAGAGAAACCCUAUGAAUGUAUUCAGUGCGGCAAAGCCUUUUCACAGCACUCUAGUCUACAAAUGCAUAAAAGAACACAUACUGGAGAGAAACCCUAUAAAUGUAAUCAGUGUGGUAAAGCCUUUGCAUGUUGUAGUGCUCUCCAGAGACAUGAAAGAAUUCAUACUGGAGAGAAACCCUACAAAUGUAAUCAUUGUGGGAAAGCCUUUUCACAAGUCAGUAAUCUCCACAGUCAUAAAAGAACACAUACUGGAGAGAAACCCUAUGAAUGUAUUCAGUGCGGCAAAGCCUUUUCACAGCACUCUAGUCUACAAAUGCAUAAAAGAACACAUACUGGAGAGAAACCCUAUAAAUGUAAUCAGUGUGGUAAAGCCUUUGCAUGUUGUAGUGCUCUCCAGAGACAUGAAAGAAUUCAUACUGGAGAGAAACCCUACAAAUGUAAUCAUUGUGGGAAAGCCUUUUCACAAGUCAGUAAUCUCCACAGUCAUAAAAGAACACAUACUGGAGAGAAACCUUAUGAAUGUACUCAAUGUGGUAAAGCCUUUUCACACCUCCGUAUACUCCAAGUGCAUAAAAGAACACAUACUGGAGAGAAACCAUACGAAUGUAAUUACUGUGGUAAAGUCUUUUCACAAUCCGGUAGCCUCCAUGUGCACAAAAAGACACAUACUGGAGAGAAACCCUAGGAAUGUAAUCAAUGUGGUAAUGCCUUUUCAAAACCAAUAGUCUUCAAAGGCAUAAGGGAACACAUAAUGGAGAGAUACCCUACGAAUGAUAUCAAUAUGUUAAAGCCUUUGCAUGUUGUAGUGGUCUUCAGAGACAUAAAAGAAUUCACACUGCAAAGAAACCUUAUGAAUGUAAUCAGUGUGUUAAAUGCUUUUCACAGCCCAGUUGUUUCGAAGUGCAUAAAAGAACACAUACUGGAGGGAAGCUAUAAAAAUGUAAUCUGUGGGGGAAAGCCUUUUCAUGAAACGGAAAUCUCCAAAAUAAUAAAGAACACAUACUGAAGAGAAACCCUGUGAAUGUAAUCAAGGUGGUAAAGCCUUCAAACAUUGCAGUGAUCUCCAAAGGCAUGAAAAAUUUGAUACUGCAAUGAAACUCAAUGAAUAUACUCAAAGUUGUAAGGGCUUUGCACAUUGCUGUGAUCUCCUAAAGGCUGAAAGAUUUCAUACUGGAGUGAAACCCUAUGAAUAUAACCAGGAAAUCCUUUGCAUGUCACAUUUUUUCAAAGCCUUGAAAGAAACCAUUCUGGAGAGAAAUCCUUGUGAAUGUUUUUAGUAUAUCUAAACCUUUGUACAUUUCUAUAGGCUUCACAUUCAUGAAUGAAUCAUACUUUAGAGAAGCCCUACGAAUGUGUUUAACAUGGUAAUUCAAGGCUUUGUGUUUUCAUGUUUCAUAGAGAUGUAAUGAAGUGGUCUAAUCAGUAAUCAACUGCAACUCACUACAUAGGUUGAUGUGAUAUUAACAUGUAUAUAUGAUUGGACGUUCUGUGAUUCUGUAUGUUCCUCCUACUCAUCCAUUUGUCAUUUCAUCUUGAAGUACUGUAUUCUAUAGGAAAUUUAUACUAUAAAGAUUCUAUAUAAUGUAACAACAAGGAUAUUUACUUAAAAAGAAACACUUCUGGUGUGUGCAUGUGACAGGAUUAUGUGGUUUUAAUCCAUGUCAGAUAUGUAAAGAGUGGGAGACAACUUUGUCACAUAUCAUUUGGCCAUCUCAGUAGGAGGAUUGAGGUCUGAUUUCCAGCUUUGGACACCAAAAUCCUUUCCUACAGCUCUGUUUCCCUGAUGCUCCAAUAAGAUUGGUUGAGAUAUUAUAUCGAUAAAACAUUGUCUUUUUUCACAUUAUAAACAUUGUUAUGUAAUAAUUGAUGAAUUCAUGGCAAUUUCAAUGAUAAAAUUUGUUUGAAAAUGAAAGUGUGCAGCCAGUUCUCCUAGGCGCUGAGCCAUGUGUUUAGCCCCAUGAAACUGUGAUGAAUAGCGUUUAGGUGGGAAAGGUUGAUCCUAACUUUAUCUUUAAUUCAGCCCUGAUGACCCAGAAGAAAGAGAAGAUUGAGAACAUAAGAAAGUAACUUAGGCUUGGUGCUUAAAGAAGUUUCUGAGCCACUAUCUUCACAAAAAUAUGGAAGUAUCCAAAAAAUGGCCAGGACAGAAACUGACAAUACAAGUGUUUUAAAAGUGCCUGACCACUGGACCAAAGCCACCAGACUGAGUUCAUCUCACAGGUGGUAAAUAGGUAUCAAUGGGAGCCCACCAAGCCAUAUGUCAGGUAUAUUCUUUCUGGAGAUUAUGCCUAGUGCAAAGGGAGAAAAUGAACUUGAAGGCAUAAAGACCAACUUUUCUGAAGUGGAUUGUAUUCUGUUCCCCUGAUGUAUGCAAUCAUUCAGUUAGAAGCCCUGAGUGGUGAAGACUCCAGAUGCUGUGGAGGUUGUUGUCAGGGGAGCCUGAGGUUCAAACAGAUGCCAAUAGAAGGCUGGAGAAAUCAGGCAUUUACAGAGACCGAGGAACAUGGAGGAGAUUUGGGUGUUAAAGAAAGGGAAGUAGAUUUGGAUGUUAAAGAAAGGAUAAAAGUCCCAGAGAGCAAUUAAUUCUUGGGCUGUACCUGAGGAGAAGCUGCCGCCUCCUGUAUUCUCUGUAUUUACUCAUCUGUGGUGGGUCAACUCUCCACUUCUUUCACUCUUUCCUUGUCUUCUCAGAUACGUGUGCAUGCCAGUCAGAAUACCAUGCAGGCCACCACUUGAUGGUCUCAAAUUGAUUUUAAAUCUCUCUCUCCCCACUGUCAUCCCUGUAAUCUCUCUGCCUGGCAGGAAUUGGGAUAUUCUGAAUAAACAUUCCUGUAUCUCCCUUAGGUGAACAUCUAAUAAAUCAAUGGACUCCAUGGAAUUCUAAUCUGGUCUGGACUGUAAUUGAUGAAAAGACCUAUUCCCCUAGUUGAGAUAUUUUCUGCUCGAUAGCAUUAUGUCACUCUUUGAAUACCUUACAGGAAAGAAAUAUGCUGAGAAUGAGGGAGCAACAUAUAGGCAGGAAGUUUUUAUAUAUGGCUUGGUGAGAUUACUUAGUUGUGUAUCUCUGCUCUCUAAACCUAUUAAACCUAAAGGAUGAAUGUUUUACCAUAUGUUGUACUUCACACCUAAGACAAGCUGCUAAGGAGCCUUUUUGACAGAAGGUUUUCAGGCUUCCAGGUUCUCCCAGCAUCCCUCAGUCCCUCCCUUCUAAAGGGUAUGAUUGGCGUUCCCCACCUCUAACCUUAAAUUUUCAGUCCAGUAGAAUGGGCCUGCCCUCUCCCAGAGUCUCUUCCAUAUGUACCCAGAUGUUUUAUUUUCUUCUCUCUCUGUUUUAUUCUCUCUCUCUCUCUCUCUCUCUCUCUCUCUCUCUCUCUCUCUCUCUCUCUGUACAUGCUUCUCUUUGCCCACAUUUAGGAUUCCUCCAUGGUAGAUUAUUCCUUGGGAACUGGGAACCCUCUGAGAACUGUUUGCAUAAGCUUGCAA
This is a messenger RNA of Meriones unguiculatus (Mongolian gerbil), 4115 nucleotides long. RefSeq names its product zinc finger protein 120-like. The transcript has a single exon. NCBI's taxonomy places the organism in Eukaryota, Metazoa, Chordata, Mammalia, Rodentia, Muridae. Gene Ontology annotation, molecular function: RNA polymerase II cis-regulatory region sequence-specific DNA binding; DNA-binding transcription repressor activity, RNA polymerase II-specific. Gene Ontology annotation, biological process: regulation of cytokine production; regulation of immune system process; negative regulation of transcription by RNA polymerase II. Bases 1 to 1317 code for a protein of 438 amino acids. Gene Ontology annotation, cellular component: nucleus. The record is from RefSeq and is a predicted model, not a curated record.